AUGGACAAUCCCGCACCAUCGCUGAGAGAACUCUUCACCGAGGCAAAGGCCCGUCAAGAUGAGCUAGACACUCUCGACCCUCGGAACUCAAGGUUCAACGAGUCUUUGCAGUCCAUCAUCGACAACCUGCAGCAGUGUCGGCAGCUCAUUCGGAAACUCGCUCUGUUCAGUGCCAACGAAGAGCUGGAGGAUAUCUCCACACAAGACCUUCAAUAUCUCACCGUGGACUAUCUGCUGGCUGAUAUGAAGGUCAGGGCAUACGGGACAGAUAGGGAGUCAUCUCUACGCGAAGCAUCCGAGUUGUUCGAAAGCUACUUAACCCGGUUAGAUCACUACGGGCUUCUUGAACCAUCAGAUCGACAGCUUUACGAACAAUUUCUUGAACAGCGUGCCUCCUUCAGAAUAGUCCCCUCGAACAACCCCGAAGAGAAACGUAAAAUUAAGGUGGCUCGAUUUCAAUCAGAGAGGUCCCUGAAACAAAAGCUCGAGUACUUGAGAAACGAGUCACGGAAGCUGAAUGUUGACGACGAGAUCAUCCGGAAGCUCUAUUUGGCAGAAAUCGAAUUGUUUGUCAACAAUACAUUUUCCUCUUUGGACAUGAUCACUCAAGAAUCAGAGAUUUUAUCCCAGAUGCGGCAGGCUGAGCCGUCUCGACGAGAACCUCCACAGGAUCACAGAGCCCCGGUCAGAAGUGAUGACCACCUGGACCGCCUUGAUGGUCAGGUCACCAUGUCGGGAUUGGGCCGACGUGGAGGCCCGUUGCUCGACCCCAAAGGCAAACCCCUUCAGCCAUUCACCCUGACAGAUAAGCGCACCCAGCUUCAACAAGGAGUCUUCAGGCCCGGGCAUAACCUCCCGACCAUGAGUAUUGAUGAAUAUCUUGAAGAGGAGCGGCGACGAGGAGGGAUUGUGGAUGGCGGUGGCAAUGCCAACGCACCUCAGCCAGAACCUGAUGAAGACGACAUGGAGCAAGCUGACGCCGCCACAAUGAAGGCACGCGAGUGGGACAACUUCGUCGAAGCGAACCCAAAGGGUGCGGGCAAUACUAUCAAUCGCGGAUGA
Molecule: messenger RNA, 1062 nt
Organism: Capronia epimyces CBS 606.96
Lineage: Eukaryota; Fungi; Ascomycota; Eurotiomycetes; Chaetothyriales; Herpotrichiellaceae
Exons: 3
Coding region: 1-1062 (353 amino acids)
Biological process (GO): regulation of dephosphorylation; regulation of signal transduction
Cellular component (GO): cytosol
Molecular function (GO): protein phosphatase 2A binding
Source: RefSeq, a predicted model, not a curated record